Messenger RNA from Exophiala aquamarina CBS 119918, 3831 nucleotides. RefSeq lists its product as uncharacterized. Gene Ontology annotation, cellular component: Golgi apparatus. Bases 1 to 3831 code for a protein of 1276 amino acids. The record is from RefSeq and is a predicted model, not a curated record. Lineage: Eukaryota; Fungi; Ascomycota; Eurotiomycetes; Chaetothyriales; Herpotrichiellaceae. The transcript is spliced from 2 exons.
AUGUUUUCGCGCCUCAAAGGCGCCAUAGAUAGUCGCAUCGCCGAGGAACAGGCUCGCCAGCGACAGGCCCAGCUCGGUGCCCAACAGUCCACCAGGACUCCUCCACGAAGACGUCCUCAGGGCCAAAAUACCGCUCCUCCCAGGCGGCCUUCACGCCAACGGGAGCAGGCAAACGAGAAUACCUCGACCGGGAAAGGCCCUGAUCCCUCGGAGUUCGAGCCCGAGUUUGCCAUUGGUGAUGAUGAAAGCAGUGUUCCUAGCAGAGUAGCUACUCCUAUACCAGAGGUCAAGGAGAAGGAUCGGGAUCAUGAUCAUGAUGGAGAAAAUGAUAAAGAAAAUGACAAAGAGAAGCAGCCGGCGCCUGCCGCUGCUGACGAGACAAAUGAGCAACACACUUCGCAAGAUGCUACGACCGAGAAGAGACCCUCGGAUGCAUCCACGACUCUAUCUCCUCCAUCACGUUCCCAAGAUCUUCCCACAGACGUCCGCGUGAAACUACGCAAACUUGAACGCAUGGAGACGAGGUAUGGUGAAUUGCUCAAAGCCUACCGCUCCGCCCACGCCCGUAUCCAAGCCGUCGAGUCAUUCGAGUCUACUUUACGAGAGAACACGCCUUUAACCAGUAUUAACGAUGCUGAUGCCUUGGUUGAGUACCUGUCCCAGAUCAAUCUAAAGAGUGACAUGGUCCUGGACGAAUUGAAAAGGGUCACGACAGACAGGGAUGGUAUAAAGAAGAAGUUACAGGCUUCAGAAGACGACGCCACCAAAUUACGGGAUGAGGUUGCCGUUUUGAAGGAAAAUUCUGCUCCCAUCGAGCAGCCUAAGCCUUCUCCAGACCCUACCCAAGCCAUCUCGAUCCCAGACCCUACUAUUGUAGCACCGACCGAUACCGACACACUGAACGAACCCGAAGCGACUGCCAAAUCACCCGCCUCUACCUCCUCCCGCAUAGCCAGCUUCUCGCUUUUCUCCCCACGCACCAAAGCCGUUUCCCCACCACCCAAAGAGACUUCGGAAGACCUGUUCUCCUUCGAUUCCGAACACGCCAGAUUGGAAUCAGAGCUUCAAGAACGCCAAACUGAAGUCGAAGAUUUGAAACAACAGGUCAAUAACUUGAAAGGCGAUCUGAAGGUUGCCCGCGAGUCGACGGAAAGCAUGGUGCAGAGCCUCGAGACUGCGACUCGUGAACUGCAUAUGUUGCGUGAAGCGAAGGAUAAGUUUGACCAAUUACAAAUGGAUUUGCAGGCUCAAAUUGAUAACCUGGAAGCCAAAUCAAAAUCAGACGGGGACUCUUCUGACCGUCUCAAGAAAGAUAUCAACAAUCUAAAUGCGCAGAAAGCAGAAGCAACUGAGCAGUGCCACAAGCUUAAGAAGCAAAUCCAGGACCUGGAAACGCAAAACGCCGAGCUGAAGCAACUCUCGGAAUCUCGGGCCAAAGAUGCAACUAUCUUGAACGAGAAGCUUGCACAAAAAGACUCGGUUGUCAAAGAUCUAGAAGAUACCUUGGCGAUGUACAAAGCAGCUGAGCGCCAGGAAGCCAAGGGAAAGGGAAAUAGCCAGUCAAGCGAGAAGAAGCUUGUUACCAUGCAAAAUAUCAUGGACACCUUGCGUGGCCAAUUGAGUACGGCGGAGAGCGCGGUUGCCGAAUUAAAGGCUGAAGUUAAAACCAACAAAGAAGAAUACUCGAGCCGGCCCUCCACAAAAGUUUUUGGAUUUCUGGAUGAUAGCAAGAAGGCUUCCAUCGAUAGCCUUAAUUCUCGGGAAGACGUUGUAAAUUAUCUCUCUGAGAACUUCGGGUUGCAAAAGACAAGCACUGCAAAACUGGCGACUACCAUGUUAACUUCCUCACCCGCCCCGUCGGACGCCGGUACAGCUGCAUCCAAGAAGAAGAACAAGAAGAAAAAGAAAGGCAAAGGACAGCAGUCGGCGGUGGAAGAUGCUGAAGUCGAUACGCCGGUCAAAGUAUCAGAGAACCUUGCUGAUGUUGAUGGUGGUGAGGCUAGCAGUGUCGAUGGUCCACAUUUGCAAAUUUCGAAGCUCGAAUCGGAGUUGCUCGGGCUCAAACAGGAGAUCGCCGCAAAGGAUGCCACAAUUGACAGAAUCUCGGAACAGCUGAAGGAUCAAGAAUCUUUGCAGGAGGAAAUUGAAACCCUGCGAGAUGAUCUCCUUCAUCAAGGUGAGGAGCAUGUUGAAGCCCGAGAUGCUCUGAAAAAGGUGCUGAGCGAGAAGUCUACUCUCCAAUCUUCCCUGGAUAUUCUUGAGAAAGCCCUUAUGGAGGCGCGGAAGGCAGCCGCCACCGGCGCUGACUCGGAAAAAGCGCACAAGCAAAUGGUCGAGCAAUAUGAUGAGCUCCAAGGUCGAUGUACCACCCUACAAAAGGAUUUAGAAGCAGCGGAGCAAUUAGCAACAGCCAGGUUCAAGGAUAUAACGGACUUGAAGGAUAUUCUCGCCAAAGCCCAACCCGAAUUGCGCAAUCUGAGAAGUGAGGUUGCUGAGCUCAAAUCAGCCAAGGAUGAUUUGAAGAACAAGACAGGUGAGCUUAAUAGACUUGAAGCUCGACAUGAAGAUCUCAAAUCCGAGCUUAAGGGUCUUGGCAAGAGAUUGAGCGACAAGGAUACCGAAAUCAAGGAACUCCAACAGAAGAUUGAUCAAGAGACGAAUAACCGUACCAGGAUAGAGAAGGAUCUGGACAAGGCACAGGGUGAUCUGAAAACAGCAGAAUCGCGCCGUCAAGAAGCGUCAAGCAGUGCGGACCAGUUGAGCCAAAACCUGGUCAAGGCCAAGGAAGAGUCAACAAUGCUCAGGGCAAAGUUACAUGACCUGGACAAACAGUUGUCUCAGCAAGUUCGAGAGGUCUCGAGCUUGAAGGAAGAGGUCUCACUAAAGACAGCGCUCCAUUCCUCGGCUCAGUCACUUGUACAAUCCCUGCGAGAUCAGACUCAUGAGCUGAAUAUGCAAGCACGUGAAUCAGUGACCAGAGCCGAUAACUUGGAAGAAGAGCUGACCGAAGCCCAACGAAUGCUCUCUGAGCGAACACGUGAAGGUCAGACAAUGCGUAUGCUUCUAGACCAGUCACAAAGCGGUACUGAAGCCCGACUUCGUGAAAUGAAGGAACGGAUGGAUGCUGCCAUUGAGGAGCGUGACCGUGUUGAAGAUGAAGCAAGCGUCAGCAAUCGCCGUAUGAUGCGUGAGGUCGAAGAGGCCAGAAGUAAGGCCCGUGAUGCGCACCGAGCGCUGAAGAUCUUGGAAGACGAGAAAGACGAGCUUGAAACAAGACAGAGAGACUGGAAGAAACGGAGGGACGAGCUCGAACAAGCUACCACUGCAGCAACCAGGGAAGUGGAGGAGGUAAGAUCCGCAAUGUCCGGCCUGAGAGAGGCUCUCGAUGAGAGUGAGCGACAAGUGCGUGAACUAGACACCCAAAAGGCUGAUCUGAGACGCGUGGGAGACGACGCCCGAGAACGAGUUGAGAAAUUGACCAAAGCAAACAAGACACUGACAGAGGAGCUCAAGGCCGCGCAGUCAGGAAUCAAAAACCUCAGACUGCCAGGUCGUGCAGGCACCGGAGUCGACUCAGGCGCUCCAAGCUCUCGCACAUCUAUUGAUUCAACGACCGCGCGCUCACCUGCCCCAAAGGAGCGCUCGCUGUUGUCGAGUAAUAACAGUCGCAGUGAAACGCCAACAACCACGGCGAGUGGAGGUUUGAGCAAAGGGACAGUUGACUACGUUUACCUGAAGAAUGUAUUACUACAAUUUUUGGAGCAGAAGGAUAAAGGCCACCAGAGGCAGCUAAUUCCCGUAUUGGGGAUGCUGCUGCAUUUCGACAGGUAA